AUGGAAGAUUUCAGCGAUAUGUUGUUGUUAACACUUGGGAGGAGGAACAUGACUGUUGAAGACAGGAUCAGCAAGUUACCUGAUGAUCUUCUCCUUAAAAUCAUGUCUUUCUUAAACACCAAGCAGGCGGUUCAAACCUGUGUUUUGUCCAAGAGAUGGAAGCCCCUCUGGCAAUCCCUUCCAAACCUUGACUUCGAUUUCGAUACUUUCCCUUUCCAACAGGAAAUAGAUGACGAAGACAAAGAGGAGGUAGAGAUGAAGAUGUGUUCUUUCAGCAAUUUCAUCAGCCAGGUCCUUUUCCGGCGUUGCCCCACUGACCUUGUCAAGGUUUAUGUCCAAUCUCAUAUCUACGACCCGCAUUGUUUUCUCGUAGACGGAUUGAUUUGUUAUGCUGUUAAACACAAUGUCCAACAACUCACCUUCCAUUCCCGCUCUGAUUGCCAAUAUAUAUUGCCCGAGAGCUUCUGGACUUGUCAAUCAUUGACAUCACUCGAGUUGAAAGGUAGUGAUUGGAUGCCCAUGAAACUACCCACAUUACUGGCUUGUCCAGCUCUUAAGUCUUUGCAUCUUUCUCAUUUCUCGACGGGUGGACCAAACUUUGAACCAACGGCUUUCUCAUGUUGCCCAAAUCUUGAAACUUUGCAACUUUUUGAUAUUUUAACGGUGGGUAGUGAAGGUUUGUGUAUUGAUGCUGAUAAUCUGAGAAGCUUGGUACUUUCAUUUGCAUUUCUUGGUGAAGGUAAGGUUGAGAUUUAUGCUCCCCGACUCACAACCUUUAAGUAUUCUGGUACUCCUCCGAUUGUGUGCUUAACGGAUAACCUUGCAUCUGUCGAUUAUGUAUAUUUUGAUAUAAAGACACCCAAAUUUAGACACAAUGAAGAAGAGUAUGUUCUUCGUUUGAUCAACACCCUUAACGGGUUUCGUCAUGCAAAAUCCUUGACAUUAUCAUCGUCGACAGUGCAGGUUCUCACCAAAGUUCCGUCCUUGCUGGAUCAAAAUGGAUUGCCAUUUGCUAAUUUAAAGCAUCUGAAGAUAAAAGUUAAGAAGUGGCAAAGCAAGAGGUUUGAAAUGCCUGCAUGCAUGGGUAGUUCUAAGGAUAGCAAGUGA
Messenger RNA from Theobroma cacao (cacao), 1107 nucleotides. NCBI's taxonomy places the organism in Eukaryota, Viridiplantae, Streptophyta, Magnoliopsida, Malvales, Malvaceae. The record is from RefSeq and is a predicted model, not a curated record.